Messenger RNA from Cornus florida, 3277 nucleotides. Its product is annotated as kinetochore-associated protein KNL-2 homolog. The record is from RefSeq and is a predicted model, not a curated record. The transcript is spliced from 10 exons. Lineage: Eukaryota; Viridiplantae; Streptophyta; Magnoliopsida; Cornales; Cornaceae. Bases 367 to 1680 code for a protein of 437 amino acids.
CAAUUUUAUGCUUGAAGGUGAGCAAUAAAUUGAUGGAACCAAUCGCCCAAUACCAUAUAAUAGUUUCCUCCUCACUGACUUGGAAACUAACAAUAAAUUGUCAUAACGGGACUAAUUUCAGUGGAAAUAAAAGAAGUAUCCCAAAAAAAAAAAAAUAAUAAUAAUAAUAGUCCUUAUUGUGAUUCGAACACCAGACCAUUCUAAGAAACCAACAAUCGCGCCACAAAUGAGUCCACUCGUUCACUUACUUUCCCGCGCCAUUACAUCUCAACCGCCUCCGGGAUUUGAGUUUUCAGCAGUGCCCUUCAAAACCCUAGAAAAAAGCGAAACUUGCUGAAGCCGUGUCUACAGUACGUUUCUAUCUCCAUGGCCUCUGCUUCUACAUCGAAUCAAUCAAUCGACAGCAACAAUGCUUCGUUAUCUCAUUUUCAAAAAACAGUUUGCUUGCAAGAUUGGUGGUUGAUUAAGGUCGAAACGGACAUCGGAGAGAAGAGACUCGCUAUUGCUGGGUUUACUUCUGGAGAGCAACAAGCUCGGCGAGUUUUCUCUUCUGCACCAAUCCAUAGGAGAUUCGAUGUCUUCACUCUUGAGACAGUUGAUGGGAUAUUCAUAAUUAUUAAGGGCUUCAUAAACAAGGUCCGCACAGAAGAAAAUGGGUUUCCUGCCGAGGUCUUCAAUCAUUUUGUUUUUGGAUUUCCUCCAUACUGGGAGGAAUAUGCUGAAAAGUGUUUUGGAGGAGGAUUUACCAACGAGGCUGUUUCAAGAAGUAACUUGAGUCAUGACAAGUUAUCCACACAUUCAGGAGCUGUUGCUGGCACAAAAGACUAUAGUGAAGCAACUCCAAAGAAAAAUGAGAAGCUUAUUGGUGAAGAAAGCCAUGGCAGUGAUAAAAUGGAUGUGGGAUUAGAAGACUCUGGAAUAAUCUUGUCAGCAAUGGAGCAACACAGCCUCAGGGAUGGUUCUUGUAAUAAAGUUUCAUUGGAAAUUACGAAAGCAUGUCCUUCUCAAGAUGUGCCUAAGAUAAUCAUUGGUGAUGCCUUGAAAAGUUCUGACCUGCAUAAUAAUGUGACUGACUUCUUAAGUUGUGUUGAAGAUGAAACAAUUGUUGAUAUUGGUUCAAGUUCUUCUAUUGGUGUCAAAGGUACAAUAGGAAGAUGUUCUUUAACAUCAAAAGAUGAGGGCCAAGAUGAUCAAUUAAAGAGUGCUGUAGCAAAUGUUGAGAGUGAAUCAGGAGGCAAAAGUAUCUUGAAUGUCUCUAAUGCUGGAUUUCAAGAGCCUACAGAUGAUAUAACUGAUGGUAUGGAGGGCGAAAACACAAAAGAGUCUGUCAAGUCCUCCAUUAGGAUUGAUGGCGCAAUCCGUAAAGAUGUUGACAAGAAAGAGAGCAAUGCUAAAGAAGCAAAUGCAUCUAGGAAGAAGACUAAAAGGAAAUUGACAUAUGGAAGUCCUAUCAUUCGGGAGCAAAAAGAGAAAGAAUCUGUUGUCUCUCCUGGAUCUUUGAGUUUCAAAAGAUCUCGAUCAGGGAGACUACUUCUACCCACACUAGAAUUCUGGCGCAACCAAACAGCAAUAUAUGAUGCGGAUCGUCAUAUUACUGGAAUCCAGGAAGGACUGCUUGCAGUAAAAUCAUCUAGAGGGAGUAGAUCUGAACCUCAGAGAAAGCGAAAGCAACUCAGGUGAUUGCCAGGGGUGGCAUCUCAUCCGUUGUUAAAAUAGGUGAUCCUCUAAAGGUACACUAAUUUUGAUUUGACCUUCUGACGAGCUGAGAGCAUUUAUAAACAAGAUGGGUUGAGAUUUAGGAAUAUUGGGUGACCACAAAUGUAAGAUUAGCUCAAGGGUGUAAACCAUUUAAAAGGCUAAGAAUCUUAGAGCAUUUCAUCCUCCUCUUGGUGAAAAGAAUUUGCAUUUUCAGUUAUGAUAACGUGCUUACUCACCAAAAAUAUUCCCCCUUUACAGUUUUUGAUGCAUAUCUGCUGAACUAGAAGUGACUGGUUGGAUUGCCCAUUUUAUCAAUUAAGCUUGUUGAGACAUACAUGUAAACGGGUAGUCCCUAACAAAAAGUGUGCAUUUCUUAGUGUUUAGUGUGUUUUUAUGUUAAUAUAAUAUAACAUCCACAGUAAAUACAAGUUUCAAGAAGAGAAAUCUCUAGAUUGUUGAUUAAAUCUCUUUGUGUAGUGCCCAUUUUAUCAAUUAAGCUUGUUGAGACAUACAUGUAAACGGGUAGUCCCUAACAAAAAGUGUGCAUUUCUUAGUGUUUAUUGUGUUUUUAUGGUAAUAUAAUAUAACAUCCGCAGUAAAUACAAGUUUCAAGAAGAGAAAUCUCUAGAUUGUUGAUUAAAUCUUUUUGUCGUAGUUGAUCUUUGCAUGUAAAUUAGGGAUCAUGUUGGUUAGUCUCUUCAGACUAUAGGGGGAACACUUCUUCUGAUUCCACCACAUUCCAUGGGGAUUUUCUUGUGCUGCCAACUCAUUCAUUACGGUAGUCAACUGAAUUUAAUGUAUUGCACCUGCUUGUGUCAGAGUGUCUUCUUUGAUGGCCAUGGAACCACUGCAGUCUUGCACAAAUCAUUGUGCAGUAAAGAUGAAUCUUGACUGUGAGCAUUAUAUGCAUAAUUAGAGAGGACAAGUUUUUAUAAAAAGAAUAGCAGCAAAAAACAUAAGAUAUCCUCUCCCCCUGCCUCGCCCCCCUCUAAGCCCUAGGAGCUCGCAAAGUAGCAUCACUUUGUUCCUAUGUAGAAAAUCGGAAGAGAAGUUACCUAACAAUAUAUUUACAGAAGAGCGUUUGAUACAAAUUCAAUUAGAAAUGAAGAAAACUGUGGUCAUUUGUGUGGGCUAGUUCUAAAUCUGAUGGCAUAACUAAGAGAAAUAGUUUAUGAAUCAUGAACAUCUUAUGGUGACAGCACAGCUCAGGUGAUUGCAAUAGCCAGAGAACUUCGGUUGCUAACUUACCGAACAAUAUAAAUUAAAUAUUCUGCGGACACUCACUAUUAUUUUUAACUUGAUUUUAUGUUUUUUCUCACAUUAAACAGUUCCUCUUGUUAGCAGGUUUGCAUCAAGUUGAUCAAGAUUUCCAUUGCCAUCAGAGAUGGAAUUGAAACCUUAGUUUGCUUCCCAUCUUUUGUGCACUUGUAUCUAUAAUGUAUUCUUUUGGUUGGGGUAGUUGUAUGUGUAUGUUUACUCUCUCUCUUUUUUUUUUCUUUUUUUCUUUUGGAAUCUUGUGGCUCUCCUCUAUGUAUAGUUGAUUUUGUUUAUUUAAAUGCAUAUGAUUUUGUAGAGUUAA